AUAAAUAGGAGGAACCCCAGCCGUGCCACACAGCGGUGUCCAGCUCAGGCUCGCUCCGGCUCUUCUCCCUCCAGCCUCGCUGAGAUCCCAGCUCGGCCCCAGCCAUGAGGUUCCUCUGCCUCGUCCUCGCCGUCUUCCUGCUGGUCUCCCUGGCCGCCCCAGGCUACGGGCAGGUGAAGAAGUACUGCCCCAAGGUCGGGUACUGCUCCACCAAGUGCUCCAAGGGGGACGUGUGGUCCCUGUCCUCCGACUGCAAGUUCUACUGCUGCCUGCCGCCCAACUGGAAGGGGAAAUAAGGGCUGGGCAAGGAGCCCCCGGGGACGAGGAGGCAGCUCGGUGGCUUUGGGAGCGGCAUCUCGACUGUCGAGCCCAACUGUCAUCCCCUCCUCUCGAUAAAUAAAAAGAGAAAAAAAAGAUGUAA
Molecule: messenger RNA, 421 nt
Organism: Oxyura jamaicensis (ruddy duck)
Lineage: Eukaryota; Metazoa; Chordata; Aves; Anseriformes; Anatidae
Product: cygnin-like
Exons: 2
Coding region: 105-296 (63 amino acids)
Source: RefSeq, a predicted model, not a curated record